Molecule: messenger RNA, 1552 nt
Organism: Paecilomyces variotii
Lineage: Eukaryota; Fungi; Ascomycota; Eurotiomycetes; Eurotiales; Thermoascaceae
Exons: 2
Coding region: 259-1473 (404 amino acids)
Molecular function (GO): protein binding
Source: RefSeq, a predicted model, not a curated record
GCUGGUGAUAGGCCAAGGCUAUUAUCGAAAAGUUCAUUUCAGAAAUAUCACUGUUUUCUACUUAUUUGAAGUCAUCUCAAAUUCCCUGUUCUCAAUACUGCCCGUUGUGUCAUCCUCAAUCCACCCCUCUCCUCUCAAUUUUUUCAACCAAACUUUAAAUAUAUCUUGCAAUUUACCGCGCGAGGGGUUGCUCCCAUUAUUGUCCCAACAUCAAUCUAUAUACAGACCACACAAACCAACAAAGUCUCAAUCCCAGACAUGGUCGAAGAAUCCAUUCUCCACCCCAAAUCUUCAACAACAAUCUUUCUAGACCAACCACCAAGUUGUCUACAAUUCUGCCCACAGGACCCUAGUUAUUUUGUCGUGGGCACCUACUUCCUAUCCGAAACGAAGGAUGAAGAAGGAAAUGUGACAGCGCAGAGGAAGACUGGAAGUCUCCAGUUGUGGAAGCUGGAUCCGGUUUCUAGAAAUCUGACACACAUCCAGACUGUACCACUCCCAUACGCAGUCUUCGAUCUUCACUUCCACCCUAGGGAUCCAACACUGCUAGGAAUCGCAUCUAGUGCGGCUUCAGUUGCUUUCUUCCGCGUCUCCAGGACCACAGGGGAGCAAUGUGACCCUCGAAUCCAACAUAUCCGAACGAUAGAUGUCCACGAAGACUCCAGUGUCCCCGCACUCUUCCUAGCUUGGUCUCCAGAAAAGUUCCUCCCUGGGAAAGCAGAAGCAUUUGCCGUCACGUACUCAGAUGGACGAACAUCCGUCUUCGAAACGAAGGAUGAUGACCUUACGGAAGCAGAAUUCACGGAACACCAGUUCCAACCAAAGCAGAAGAUUGAAGUUUGGUUCGUUGCUUUAGGUACUUUUCAAGAAGAUUGCCACAAUGACAAGUUCUCCUCGUUCCUUUUCACUGGAGAUGAUUUCGGAACACUGCGGACUAUCCGAUUCGCUGCGAGUGAGGAUGAAGGAAAGACAGAAGACGAUGCAGCUUCUCUGCCUCCAACUUUGCUGGACUAUACUGAUCGAGCUAGACAUCAUACUGCGGGUGUUACUUCUAUUCUUCCGCUUCCCGUCCCAUUGUUUCAAGGAGCCCCGCUCAUCCUGACAGGUAGUUACGAUGAGUAUCUCCGCGUAUACCACGCUACGCAGAGAGGUAAUGUUCUUGCAGAGUUGUGUCUUGGUGGAGGUGUUUGGAGGUUACAGAUAUUACGUUCCUCCACAUCGUCAGAGAAGACCUUCUCUGCUUUAGUACUUGCUAGUUGCAUGCAUACGGGGACGAGGCUGCUGCGGGUCUCUUGCAAUAGAUGGGAUGAGGGAGAUUGGAGCAUUGAAGUAUUGGCUAAAUUUACGGAGCAUGAGAGUAUGAACUACGCUUCGGAUGUGUGGCGGGGGAAGAAUCUUGAUGAAUCAGAACUGCUCAUCGUCUCGAGCAGCUUCUAUGAUCGGAGGGUUUGUGUUUGGGGCGCAGACUUGUAGUCUUGCUACUUGAACAUUAAUCCACGCCUGCGCAUGCCUUCAAUCUUCCGCUGACUCGGAGAAACGCCAGAAAGGCGAG